This is a messenger RNA of Cetraspora pellucida, 447 nucleotides long. NCBI's taxonomy places the organism in Eukaryota, Fungi, Glomeromycota, Glomeromycetes, Diversisporales, Gigasporaceae. The record is from the annotation of a GenBank genome assembly.
AUGAACUCAAGAUUUCUUUUUGCACUUAUUUUAUUGGUUACGCUUUCCGUCGCCAGUGCUAUUCAAUUCGAGGAAAGAGACACUAAUCGUAAAGGUGGCACCAAGUUUACUAAAUGUAAAGAUGGAAACGUGCCUAGCGUCAAAGUUUCACUUUCACCUGAUCCUCUCAAACUUCAAAAAAGUUCUAUGUUUUCUGUGUCUGGAAAAGUAAUGAGCGAAAUUACGAGUGGAUUCGUUUUUGUUAGCUUUUUGAAUAAAGAUAAGGAGGAAAGAGGUUUCAGUUUCAUUCCUAUUCCUAAAACUAAAGCUGGUCAUUCAUUUAGUGUAAACAAACUAAUUAAUUCUCCGGAUUCAAAACAAGAUAUGGUCGAUGUAGUUGUUAAAGUUGUUAAUUAUAAAAAUGAUAGUCAUUCAAUACUUUUGGCAUGUGCGGAAGCAUCUCCUUAA